This is a messenger RNA of Myodes glareolus (Bank vole), 2304 nucleotides long. Lineage: Eukaryota; Metazoa; Chordata; Mammalia; Rodentia; Cricetidae. The record is from RefSeq and is a predicted model, not a curated record.
AUGGACCCUGGUGACCAGGCCUGCGCACUCUCCUCUCUCUAUGUGGGUGAUCUGCACCCCGACGUGACUGAAGCUAUGCUCUAUGAGAUGUUCUCCCCCAUCGGCACAAUUGUGUCCAUCCGUGUGUGCCGGGACGUGGCUACCCGACGCUCCUUGGGCUAUGCCUACAUCAACUUCCAGCAUCCUGCUGAUGCGGAACGGGCACUGGACACAAUGAACUUUGAGAUGAUCAAAGGCCAACCCAUCCGUAUCAUGUGGUCCCACCGAGACCCAGGGCUUCGAAAGUCUGGUAUGGGCAACAUCUUUAUCAAAAACUUGGAGAAUUCCAUUGAUAACAAGGCUCUCUAUGACACCUUCUCCACCUUUGGGAGCAUCCUCUCUUCUAAGGUAGUAUAUAACGAACACGGAUCACGGGGGUUCGGCUUCGUACACUUUGAGACUCACGAGGCUGCCCAGAAGGCCAUCAACACCAUGAACGGGAUGUUGCUGAAUGACCGAAAAGUCUUCGUAGGCCACUUCAAGUCUCGACAGAAGCGGGAGGCAGAGCUGGGGGCUCGGGCCCUGGGGUUCACCAACAUCUACGUGAAGAACCUGCAUGUGGACAUAGAUGAACAGGGCCUUCAGGACCUCUUCUCCCAAUUUGGAAAGAUGCAGAGUGUCAAGGUGAUGAGAGACAGCAGUGGACAAUCCCGGGGCUUUGGCUUUGUCAACUUUGAGAAGCACGAGGAAGCUCAGAAGGCCGUGGACCACAUGAACGGGAAGGAUGUGAACGGGCAGCAGCUGUAUGUGGGUCGGGCCCAGAAGCGGGCAGAGCGGCAGAGUGAGCUGAAGCGCAGGUUUGAGCAGAUGAAGCAGGAGAGGCAGAACCGUUAUCAGGGUGUGAACCUCUACGUGAAGAACCUGGAUGACUCCAUUAAUGACGAGAGGUUGAAGGAAGUUUUCUCUGCCUAUGGAGUGAUCACCAGUGCUAAGGUGAUGACAGAAAGUAGCCACAGCAAGGGGUUUGGCUUUGUCUGCUUUUCCUCUCCAGAAGAGGCAACAAAGGCUGUAACCGAGAUGAAUGGGCGCAUCGUGGGUACUAAGCCUCUGUAUGUGGCCCUGGCGCAGCGCAAGGAAGAGCGGAAGGCCAUCUUGACCAACCAGUAUAGGCGACAGCUGUCACGCUCUGUCUUGAGCUCCUUCCAGCAACCUACCAACUACUUAGUGCCUGCUGUGUCCCAGUCUACAGCACAGGCCAUGUACUAUGGUUCUGGCUCCAUGGCUCCCAUGCAGCCUGACCCCAGGUGGACAGCCCAGUCACAUGGACCCUCUGUUUUUCUCUGGGCUGCCUGCCCUCCAGCCGCCUCGGUGGUCCAGUCCCUAAGCACCAUGCAGCACUCCUAUAUUCGCCUCGGCAGUGCCAGCCAGGCCUCCAGCCAGAUGCCUCACAUGCAUAGUGUGGUCAACAUUGGUACUCAGACGACAGGACCAGGUGGGGAGGGAUGCUCUAUUCCAGGCCAGUCUCUCCUGACACAUAGAGGACCUUCGUCUGCACACAGUGCCCAUGGGGUCCAGGAGUCGGCUGUAUAUGUCCCUGGCCAUCAGCCUCUGACUGUGUCCAUGCUGACUGCUGCACCCCUGCAUGAACAGAAACAAAUGAUUGGGGAGCGUCUCUACUCCCUCAUCCACGAUACCUGCGCCCCACUGACUGGCAAGAUCACAGGCAUGCUGCUGGAGAUGGACAACCUGGAGCUUCUGUUUUUGCUGGAGUCCCCAGAGUCCCUCCAUGCCAAGAUAGAAGAGGCGCUGGCAGUGCUGUGGGCUCAUCAGGAACUGGAGUCAGCAGAAAGCAACAGGAACUGAACACUGUGGGUGGCUGGGGGUGGGAGGACCCACGGCAGAGCAGCUGAGUUGCUGUCCUGAGACCCUGGAGAACACCCCACGGAGGCUGACAAUCAAAUACUCGCUGUGAUGUGUUGGUGGCUUUGUUCGGUGAAGCUGACUGAGACACAGGAGACACACACAGUAACCGGAGUGUUCUCAUGCCAGGUGUCCUGCCAGGCCUCAAGGUUUACUGGCUGGCUCCGUUCACUCGUCUGAAGGCUUGGCCUGCUGUGAGUCAGUCUACCUUCUCAAGACUGGGUGUCUUAUAUACUUUGGGAACAUUUUUUUUUCCUUCCCCCACUAAGAUUGGAACCUGCACUCCCUUGACUUCCCAGUACAGCAUUUCUGCUCAUGGUUCUAAGGUCCUGUGAAUGUUAACUUAUUUCCUGACUGGUCUCUCUGUUGUCGAGCUUUAGAUGUGGAACGAAGGCUGGACAGCGU